Molecule: messenger RNA, 2108 nt
Organism: Colletotrichum destructivum
Lineage: Eukaryota; Fungi; Ascomycota; Sordariomycetes; Glomerellales; Glomerellaceae
Exons: 1
Coding region: 99-1676 (525 amino acids)
Source: RefSeq, a predicted model, not a curated record
UUCUGACAACCCGAUGAUGUCUUACCUUUUGCUUCUGCUUGGCUACUACUCUCCCACAUCCCGAUUACUAUUUCAUCAAUCUCUAUAUCAAUCAGACCAUGGAAACCCUACCUCAAGACAUAAUUGACGAAAUUGUCUUCCACCUGGUACCAGCAGACUCUAAGCCAAAGACACCCUACGAUGUCCGCGGCCGGCCCUCUCUACCCCUGGCCCCGGUUGCUGCCGUUUCGCGCCGCUUCCAAGCCGCAGUGGAGAGGUUGACGUUCAGGUCCAUCAAGAUCACCAGUGACGAAUUGGCCAAAUUCAAUGAGUUGCUCACACCACCGAGACGGCAUCAUCUCGCCAGCUUGACCGUCACCAUCCUUCUCUCGCCCUACGACGAUGCAGCUGCCCGGCGGGCGGAAUCACCAGAAGAGCGAACCGCCAACGACGAAAGCUACAGCCGAGGCAUGGCAGCUUUGUUCGAGGUGCUUCACAGCUGGGAGGUGGAAGACUCCGAAACGAUAGCAUGCCGCCUGGCACUGUUCAUAAACCAUCCGGAAUCGCCUUCGGACAAUCCAUGGCGGUUCAACCACGCUCCCUGGAGUGAUACGUAUCCCGAGGAGGAUGGCAUAUACGAGGGCAGAUAUUUGCAUUCCUACAUCCAACUGCUCGACUCACAUGCGCUACCAACCCUUCAAAGAGUGAAACAGCUGGCGAUGCUCCGGCCGGAUGAUAGGUACGGUCACCGAAACACGUGUCCGAAAGUGCCAAUUGUCCUCGCGUCCAAGAUGCCAAACCUCGAGUCAUUGAAGCUCAGCAUGGACGAUGACGAGAAGCGGUUCCCGGAUAUCCGCGUACGCCACCGGAAGGAAGCCGCGGAAGCCAUCGGGAGCCUGUCUCUACCAGCGCUGAACAAGGCCGACCUCGAUUUCUUCGUUCGGAGGCAGAGGAACGAAAGGGCUCAGCCGCAUGUUCUGCACGACCCGGGGAUCCCGGACCCGCUGAGCUCUGUGAUAUGCGAGUUCUCUCAGAACCUCGUGAGCCUAAAAGUCUCGGGCGUCUUCGAUGAGUCCCUCCUCCGUCCCAUCGGACGCCUCGGCAGCACGCCCUGGCCGAGCCUCAGGUUCCUCGACGUCAAGCUCCUGAUCAACACCCCGGCCGGCGGCUGGUACUUCACGAAGCGCGACGACGUCCCUCCCCAGCCGCCGUACACGCACUGGUCGCGCACCAACAACGCCCACGAGGACCUCCACCUCGAAGACUUCAGCUUCCUCGAGGAGGCCGCCCACGCGCUGCUGAACCCGGUCUACGUCUUCCGCGGCAAGGCCGACGAUGACGCGCUCGCGCCCCUGGUCGGGGCCUACGCCGACGCGCUCGCGGCGAUGCCCAGGCUCGCCUCGGCCGCGCUCAACUUCCAGCUCGAGGAUGAGGUCGACGGCGAGCCCGGCUGGUUCUGCGUGGCGUACUUCGCGCCCUGCCGGAGCGCCUCGCGGCACCCGCCGCGGAUGAUCUGCCCGGACUGCAACCGCGGCGUGACGCGGCAGCUGGUGACGCUGCUGCUGGGGUGGGAGUCGGAUGAGGCGCUGGCGGCCAAGUUGAGGGGGAUCGGGGGCGAGUUCCGCGCGGAGCCCAUGGUGGAGAAGACCAUGGCCGAGUUUCUCAAGUACCACGAGGACGAUGUCGAAGAAAAUUGACGUCAUGGUCUGGCUAGACAAAGAUGGGGUGUCCAACCUUCAGCCUCUGGCCUUUUCGAACCAUGCAGGUCAUUACGUUGAGGUUGUCCGGCUUCCCUGACUACAAUGGGCGAAAGCAUCUUAAUUGUCAUAUUUCCUGCACGCAACUAGCGAGCUUUGGUGUCCAGUAGUCAAACGGGAGCGAUACAGAACUGCCAAAUGUUCUAGAACCCUAAGACGAUGCCACAAGCGCUCCUGGUUGUGUAGGGUGUUCUCUUUGGGCUUGCAAUCAAGACCUUGGGGCAGUUCGACCUGGUCAGGAACAUGUUGCUGCGAGAUAAACUAGUCGAGCCGAUCAAACGCUGCACGCUCUCAGGAGCAGCCGCAAUGGGUAGAACCAAGAGAUCCUCAAGUAAGCUUACUUAAUAUCGAUGCUCGGUUGUCGUUUGUCCC